Euleptes europaea (tarantolino) is the source of this 852-nucleotide messenger RNA. Its product is annotated as erythroblast NAD(P)(+)--arginine ADP-ribosyltransferase-like. NCBI's taxonomy places the organism in Eukaryota, Metazoa, Chordata, Lepidosauria, Squamata, Sphaerodactylidae. The record is from RefSeq and is a predicted model, not a curated record. Bases 1 to 852 code for a protein of 283 amino acids. The transcript has 2 exons. Gene Ontology annotation, molecular function: NAD+-protein-arginine ADP-ribosyltransferase activity; NAD+ poly-ADP-ribosyltransferase activity.
AUGUCGCCUCCCUGUAUGGUCCUGGUUCUCUACCUGAUGGGAUUUUUCUCAGGAGAACUUCAGGUCUUCAGCUUCUCAUUGACCAAAGAGGUGCCAUUUGAUAUGUCUACAACCUCUUUCGAUGACCAAUACAAAGACUGCGUGGAUAGAACGGAGGAUCGGCUGAGGGAGCUCCACCACACCGAAAUUGCCAACACCAGCUAUGCCAAGGUCUGGGAAAAUGUGGCCGCCAAAUGGAAUGAGAUUAAUUCCUCCACCUCGGUGCCAAAAGGCCUCAAGCCAGACUAUGCUAUCGCAGCCUUGGCCUACACACAGAAAGAGACCUUCUUGUACCGAGAUUUAAACAGAGCUGUAAGGAAAGCAGGGGAGAGUGAAGACUAUUACCUCAAGAAUUUCCACUUCAAGGCCUUCCACUUUUUCUUGACAAGAGCCCUCCAAGUCCUACGGACCACCUCAAACCCCAAGUGCCGUGAAACGUAUCGCGGGAUCAAAGGCGUCAGAUUCAUCGCGGAGCCCUCCAAGAAGGCCCGAUUUGGAUACUUUGCUUCCUCGUCACUGAACAAGAGUGCGGCCGUGCAUUUCGGGAGGGACACCUUCUUCACCAUUAGGACCUGCUAUGGGACCUACAUCAAGGAGUUCUCCUUCUACCCAGAAGAAGAGGAAGUUCUGAUCCCGCCCUAUGAAUUGUUCCAGGUUGCAAAUAUCAUUAACAAGUCAGAUGGAAUUGAAAUCAGUCUCAACUCUGUUGGUAUAUUCAGCAAGUACAACUGUGUGUAUGUCAAAGGUAAGCAGACGAGCGCCCUGACCCCCAAGUUUGGAGAACAGCAGAGCUCACAGUCCCACAAUAGCUAG